Messenger RNA from Pseudo-nitzschia multistriata, 4719 nucleotides. The record is from the annotation of a GenBank genome assembly. NCBI's taxonomy places the organism in Eukaryota, Bacillariophyta, Bacillariophyceae, Bacillariales, Bacillariaceae.
CGUAUUCGUGAUUCUGGUUCGGCCUUUUUGCGGUGUCGCGAGUGGUUCUGAGCUCGGAAACCCAAUCCUUCCCCGCUGAGAAAACAGGUUCCCGAUCGAACAGCGGCGAAUCGGAGCUCGAAGGGCAGCGCCAAGGAUGAGCGAGCACUCCCUCGACAACAGGAUCGAAAAGACGCAACAAUACCCACAGUCCCCGGCGGGAAGCAUGGCCACCCCUGGAAAUUCCUCGGGGGGAUCCCYUCCCAACCCGCAACCGCAGCACGCCCGGCAGCCCCCCACGCCGCCGCGGCAGAGAGUCCCCCUCCGCCGGACCAGCAGCGGGAGCGGCGGGAAUAUGCAGCGAAAGGGCGCGGACGUGGCGGCCCGGGCCGCCCAGGCCAUGGCAGCCGUGGCCCAGGCCGCCAGCGCCAGCAACAAGUCCCCCGCCGAGGCCGCCGAGAUUGCCAGGGCGCACGCCCACAACCUUUCCAAGAAGCAGAACCCCCAGCAGCAACAGCAAUUGCUCGCGAGGCAGCAACAGCAGCAACAGGCACACCGACGGGGACCGGGCCAGCAGGCACCGRCGCAGGUCCGGCCGGAACCGAGAAAGAUCCAGCCGGUUCCUCUCGAAUCCGUCAAGAGCUUGCUGCGCUCGGAGAUUGCGACCCGCGGCGAUYCGGGCAAGGACCAGGACGCGUCGUGGAGCAGCAGCAAGCAGCUGCAAAAACUGGCCAACGGAGAAAACGACUCUUUCCUGCAGCAGCUGUUGCUGAUGGAGUAUCUGAAGGACGGCGAGGUAGGAGCGGGAACGGAAUCCACCAAAACCAGCGKGGAAGGCAGUGCCGACGGCAGCGAUGCCAAGUCGGAGAACUGGAAGACGACCUUUGCCUGCGAGCGCGUCAAGUUUCUCCUGCGGCAGAUCGAGGUGGCCUACGACACGAUGGAGGGCAUGCUGCCCCGGGUGGCAAAGUCCGGCUCGUCCAGCGACACCCCGAUCGGUGGCGACACGUCCUUUGGCAGCGACGGCUACGACCUCGACGACGACCUGGACGCUCCGGUGGUCAUUCCCGACUUUUUGCCCCCCUGCACCACGAAACGGGGGGACAACACGCUCGAGUUUUUCCGGGCCUGYGCGGGAGAAUACCGUCCCGGUGACAUUCUGGGAGAGGACCCCAUCGAUGCCCUGAUUGCCAAGAUGGAGAGCGCCGACGCGGAAGACCAGCCUCCGACGAAACAGGGCGACGACCACAACGAUUCUAGGAGCGCCACGUACUCGGAAUCGGAGGCCACUCUGUCGACGGCUGCCUCCUCGAACACAACCUCGUCCUUGUUUUCCUCCAUGUUUGGCAUGAGGCGYCCGUCCUUGCGGAAUGUCGGUGGCGGUGGCGGUGCCAAUGCCAACGCUGGUGCCAACAAGCCGUCCUUUUUGUCGUCGUUUUCGAAGCGAGCCAGGAGGASCACCAAGCUGCUGGACGACGAAGACGGCAACGGAAACGGGAUCGGURCCCUUUCGGACUACGAGUGCGAGCCGGGAGAGUAUUGCGUGGUCAUCGAACGAGAAAUGCUCGGCCUGACGGUGGAGAACGUCCUGGAAMGGACGGUCGUCCGGACCGUCUUGGAGACUGGGCCCGCCAAGAAGGCCGGAGCCAAGGUCGGAUCGCUGAUCGUCAAAGUCGGGAACAUCGAAACGAAGAACCUCACCCACUUUGAAACGAUCGACGAGCUGCGGCAGAGCCAGCGACCGCUGCUCCUGGUCCUGCGCCAGAUCCCCGAGGAGGCCCUGCGGGCGGCGCGGGAAGAGAUGGGACGCCUGAUCCGUGGAUCGGGCUUUGGCAAGAUCAUCGACGGACCGGGGGGCCCCAACGCGAGCCCACACGCCGAGCCUCCCAACCAGGCGAUGAAGAACAUUGGCGUGUAYUCCGGAAUCAUCCGAAAGAGGUGGAUCGAGGCCGUCAACCUGACGCCCCGCAGCAAAAAAUGCGAGCCGAUUCUCCGGGUCGGAGAAAAACUGAUAUGGAUCAUGACCCUGUUUGUGGUAGGGUUGGAACGCGAGGCGGAGCGGCUCUYCGAGCUCGCGGGUUCUGCGGCCGCCGCYGCCUCKCCCCGGUCGCAGCACUCCCAGUACCACCACUCGGCGCAGGACUACGCCGAUGCCGCCAAGAGUGCGUCCAAGGUGCUCUACGACUUUGUCAAGAACCGAAUGGACCCGAGCCUGCUCAUCCCACCACCCCAGCCCGCCCCCCCGAUGGGGGGCCGCGGCCCGCGGGGGGGUCCCAUGCGCGGWAGGGGCGGCAGGGGUGGCCGCGGAAGAGGCGGACGGGGGGUGCCGGGCCACCCGCCCCACCAGGCACCGGGCCUGUCGAGCGACAAGCUGCUCCUGCAGAUCGGCGACGUCCUUCACCGCAUGAGGACCUUCCUCGCCGACCCGCUGUCGCCGCCCGCCGCCAUGGUCCGCGGCGACCUCAUUGCCUGCCUGUGCGACAUACUCGACGCGGACACGGAAAUGAAGCUCUCGGACGAGGAGAACUUUUCGUCGACCCAGGGCGGAAACGCGGGGCCCAUUGCAGAUCUGGGCGCCGCGGGAAGCUUGCUGAAAUUGAUUGUUCUSAACUGUCCUAUCAUGAGAAGYCCSGAGUGCGAACAGAUCUCGGCGGAUGAACGAGACAUUGACAAGGAAGAAAUGGCGCGUCGAUUUGGCAAAAAGAAAGAGGAGUACUCCAGCAUCGAUUACCAUCGRAUGCACGCCGGAAACAGGUUUUUGGCAGUGGUGCACAGGCUGGCCGCGAGUCGKAGCACCAGUGCUAGGAUUACGGCUUGCUCGCUGGGUCCCGUUUUGUGGAGUCGUUUGGACUUUCCCCACCAGCUGCAGGUACGUCGGGAGGACGAGUCUACCCUGCUUUUGUGUUUGGUUAUUGUUCCCCGUGCUUUGUUUGGCUGUUUCCUAACACUCUGACUUUCGUUUCSAUUCACUGUGUUACAGCUGAGAGGGGUCAUCACACGAGCACUGCACGAUGUGGAAGUGAUUGUGCGAAAAUCGACGGCCACCGUGCUCCACGAGAUCGCCGAGCUYGUSUACGAUUCACGGUGUGUUCCUUGGCUUGUGCUCAUGUGUGAAAGAGCCAUGACAGAUCCCGAACCRCAAUUGCGGUCUGCGGCCAUGACCCUGACCUGGCAUCUUGCUGAGCAUUUGCCGAACGCAUUUCUMGGAGACGCCAGCAAGGGAAGUCGUUAUCUCCGACGCCUUCCCAGCCGAGAAGAUCCAAUUUUUGCGGACGUGUAUCUCCUCCAGUGUAAGCUGUUGCCGGUUGCCACUCGGCUUGCGGAAGACCGAGCACCCCACGUUCGACUGGCGGUUGCAGCUCAGUGCGAACGUCUGUGCGAUGCCCUUGGCGAUCACUGGUCGAGCGUCAUUAUUGACGUGCUUGUGGCGUUGCUUACGGAUUCGGACGAACGAGUGCGAGGGGAGGCUGUUUUGUGCGUUCCACGYCUAGCAGACAUYGUACUUUUGUCGUCUCCUCCAGGGGUGGUUCCUGCUGGAGAGUCUAGUGUGCUCGAUGCUCUCCUUCCUGCUGCCAUUAAGCUCCARAAAGAUCCCUCUUCGUCUGUUCGAGUAGCACUCGCAACUGCGGCAGGCGARAUGCUGACUCUUCUCGUUGGUCUUCAGCGAGCAGGAGAACUGCCAUUGAAGGAUCCGAUGGGCGGUGGUAUGGGUGGAGCAAUCAGCAUUCGAUACGAAAAACGUCACGUKGAUGACCGAUUAAUACCUUUGGUACAACAACUAUUGCACGACGCGGACCCCGAAGUCACGAGUUCCGCUCUUCGUGCUGUAACAAAUGCUUCGAGAGGCUCGAGCAAGGAUGCUCGUCCAAGAUUUGAUACCAAAGACGAUGAUACCAUGUCCAUAACUUCGAUGCAAUCACAGACAACGGCAAGUAGCCUUGAUAACAAGCCUGUCUUUUUGCCCGUUCUAUCCGAAGAGCAAGUCCUGCGUCUUUUGCCAACGUUGUCGGAGCUCGCGAAUAGCAAACAGUGGAGGGUGCGACAAAGCGCAGUCGAAAUCGUUCCAGCACUUCUUGGUUGCACCGAUAAGUUCGAGACUCGCGCCGACAUUGCCCGCAUGUGCAUACGAUUGACGAAAGACAGGGUGGAUACUGUGAGAAAAACAGCGGCAGAAUGUCUGUGUUUGGGAGGAACUGGGCUCGGAAGCCACGGCGARGAUGCUAGUGGAGAAUGGAUUACUGCUCUUGUCAUACCUCAAAUCCAAGCUUGUGCUAAGGACAAGGACUACCGCCAACGACUCCUUUGCCUCAAAAUGGUGGARGUCAUACUUAUAAACAAUGUUUGUCCAGCGAAGUGGAAGAACGAAGCAGCCAACGCCCAUGGUAAAAAUACCCCCCUCAGAGAGCUCCUGAAAUUGACUCUUUCCCUUGCAGAUGACAAUAUUGCAAACGUUAGACUAAAUGUUGGUAGAGUUCUUGGCACAGUAAUCAAUGUUUUCGGAGAAGACGAGUGCAGAGUCAUCAAAUAUGCACUUCUUCAACAGAUGAAGAAAGAAAAAGCUAUGGAGGGAAGGCGUGAUCGAGACGUUAAUUUCUAUGCAAACAAAUGUCUCGAAAGGCUCAGAACAAAGCCGUAUGGCGAAACCGAUACAUCUACAGAGGCAACAUCAUCAGAAUCGGCGCCCAAGGUCGAAAAUGAAAACAGACAAAUGAUAUAGAUUAGCUAUCAUAGUUUAUGCCG